Messenger RNA from Pogona vitticeps (central bearded dragon), 4588 nucleotides. It is a transcript of the gene DPF3, whose product is annotated as double PHD fingers 3. NCBI's taxonomy places the organism in Eukaryota, Metazoa, Chordata, Lepidosauria, Squamata, Agamidae. The record is from RefSeq and is a predicted model, not a curated record. Gene Ontology annotation, cellular component: nucleus; nBAF complex. Gene Ontology annotation, biological process: nervous system development.
GGCGGGCCGGUAUCCUCUCUCCCGAUUGGUCGUCCGCUUCCCCUGAGCGAACCUUUAGAACUCCGAGACACAAUAUUCUGUUACAUUGUAGCAAAAUGGCGACUGUCAUUCACAACCCCCUGAAAGCUCUUGGGGACCAGUUCUACAAAGAAGCCAUAGAGCACUGCCGCAGCUACAAUUCCCGGCUGUGUGCUGAACGCAGCGUCCGUCUUCCUUUCCUCGACUCACAGACUGGUGUGGCUCAGAAUAACUGCUACAUUUGGAUGGAAAAGAGACACCGGGGACCAGGACUUGCACCAGGUCAGCUCUAUACAUAUCCUGCUCGUUGCUGGCGUAAAAAGAGACGUUUACAUCCUCCUGAAGACUCCAGGCUGAAAUUGCUUGAAAUUAAACCUGAAGUGGACCUGCCUCUGAAGAAGGAUGGCUUCACAACAGAGGGGACCACCCUGGAAGCCUUGUUGCGUGGAGAAGGACUUGAAAAGAAGAUCGAUACGAAAGAGGAGGACACUCUGCAAGAAAUCCAGAGGGUUUUGGAAAACGAUGAAAAUGCGGAUGAAGUGAAUGAAGAGGAAGAAAUGGAAGAGGAUAUUCCAAAACGAAAGAAUAGACCCAGAGGACGGGCUCGGGGGUCUGGUGGCGGCAGGAGAAGGAAUGAUGUUUCUUCCAUGGAUGACCACGAUAAACCCUAUGUUUGUGACAUCUGUGGCAAGCGCUAUAAGAACAGGCCAGGAUUGAGCUACCAUUAUGCUCACACUCACCUUGCCAGCGAAGAAGGGGACGAUGCUCAGGAGCAGGAGACACGCUCACCACCUGUCCACAGAAAUGAAAAUCACAAACCCCAGAAAGGACCAGAUGGAGCCAUUAUUUCCAACAACUACUGUGACUUCUGCCUUGGAGGAUCUAACAUGAACAAAAAAAGUGGGCGGCCAGAAGAACUUGUUUCGUGUUCAGACUGUGGGCGCUCUGGUCACCCAACCUGCUUGCAAUUCACAGCAAACAUGACAGAGGCUGUCAAAACUUAUCAGUGGCAAUGCAUUGAGUGCAAAUCUUGCAGCCUCUGCGGGACCUCCGAGAACGAUGACCAGCUUCUCUUCUGUGAUGACUGUGACCGUGGCUAUCACAUGUAUUGCUUAAACCCACCAGUCUCUGAACCUCCUGAAGGAAGCUGGAGUUGUCACUUGUGCCGAGAACUCCUCCAAGAGAGAGCUUCUGCAUUCUGCUUCCAGCCUUAAAAGGAAUCGCCAUGGAGCAGGACUGGGAUUGUUCCUGGACUUGUGGCACCAGCACACAACCUGUCCUCCACAACCCAAGGAUAUGUGUAACCACAAGUACACCUGUACACACAUGAAAGAAAAUGAACAUUCAAUGAAUUAUCUGUGGUGUUUGCUGUCCAAGUGUAGAUUUCACAAAUAUUGUACCUCCUGGGUUCUACUAGAAGGAGCACACUUUUUUUAAUGUUUUGGAUGGAUUCUUUCCACUGCUGUGCAUGAUUGCAGAUACACUGUAAUAGAUUCAGACAUGUUAUGGUAAUAGUGAAGGGGAAACUGUUGUAACUGUUGAUACUUAGAUGUUUAAUUUGUGUGGCAUUGUGUUUUUCAUCUGAUCUACGUAUAUCCCACCCCUGCACCACCGAUAGAAAUAAUAACAUUGUUUCCACAAUCACUCUUGGAUGCAUGAAACAUCCUUCUUACAAGCAAUAUUUAAACACAAGUGGUCCCUGAAGAAUGCAGUAUCUCAAUUUGAGCAAUAAACCCCAAACCAAACAUUAGAGCAAGAGUGGACAAGAUGCAGAUCUCUAGGUGUUGUUGGACUGCAGAUCCCAUCAGGUUUAGAAAGAACAGCCAAUAGUGAAGAAUCCUGGCAGUUGUAGUUCAACAAAAUCUGGAAGCUCAUACUUUGUCCACCCCAGCAGUAUAAGGAAAAGCAAGGGUGCCAUUAAGCUUCUCCAUCUUCCUGGUAUUUGUACAAAAAAAGUAAUAAUGGUAUUCUGUCAUUGCCUUAAUAUUCCCCACUCUUCAUCAGCUACUUUGAGGGGUGGGGUGGAUGAUAACUUGAUGCCUUCAUGUCAUGCCUCUUUUCAAACUACACGUUACCCAUUCAGAUCAUGGGAAUCCAUGCACAUCUCAAUAAUGUAUAUAUUGGGCCUAAGGUCCAAGUUGACCUGACAUGUUAAAAUCCAGAUCUGCCCAAAUCAUGUCAGAAAGAGUGCCAGGGGCUAGUAGCAGGAAGUAAACCUUCUGAUUAAGAUAAGAAAUUAUGGAGAAGGUUCCGCUUUUCUUACUAGUAAAUCAGAUCCUCAACCAUGCUUUAUACAAAAGUAGGCAAACCUGAGUUUAAACAAAUAGAUCUCAGCUCACCUCAAUUUACAUUCUUGCUUCAGGCUUCAUAGGAAGAUGUAAAGCAGGAGGAAUCAGGGUGCUUAGGAUAGGACAUCCAGAAUCACAUGACUAAGCUGCAUGGGCAAGUCUGAUAGGAAACAACACUAUAUCUUAUCAGGCUAUUGAUUCGUCUUCCUCAGUACUACCUAUAGUGGAACUCAAUGACUUUCUGAAGUUUCAGUAAGGGUCUUUCCCAUGUAGAUCUCUCUUACAUAGAGGUGCCAGAGAAUGGACCUGGAAACGUUUGCAUGGUCUGUUUCUGCAUUCUGAUCAUUCCAGAGCAUAAAUGCACCAUUGAUUUCAAUGGGAGACUAAGGGUGUGAUUAAGAGGGAAAAUACACAUUGAUCCACCAUGAUCCACCAUGGAAAUCAUGUUUCCCCAAGUGCGCUUAGUUUAGCCAUCCAGGCAGGAGUCAGCAAAGAGAGAGAGAGGAGGAAAUUAACAAUCAGCCCUUCUUUGCAGCUUCUAGUGUAGCUGCCCAGAUUUGUCAGCAGGGGCAGAGGCAUGGGUGCAGCAGAAGCUGCCUUAACAAGUUGCAAACAAGUGCUGAUUGGCAAUUUCUUCCUUUCUCUUUCUUAAAUUUAUUUUCUAAAUGGUAUAGCACAACUUUGUUCUAGUGUUGACAUGAUGUCUUUAAAAAAAGUUUAGAGACUGUUAGUGCUUGGUUGAGGGGAAUCAUCACCUCUUUAAGUGCACCUUUACUCUUUUUUUCUUAACACCUUGCCACUAGCUCCCCCUGCAUAUGCCCUCUUUGCUUUUCUCUAUCGGGUCAAGUGACCACACUGAACUGAUUCAAAUGCAUUCAGUUGGAAAAAAAGUAGAAACAAUAGCAGUGGAGGAAAAAAGUAUGGGUUAGGAAGGGGAAAGUCCAGGUUGAUUUGCAUUGAUUUGUAUUUCUUUUAGUCAACAGAAAAUAACAGGAACCAGACUUUCCCAAUCCUGAAGCAAUUCCCAUAUUUGUUAACCUAGUUGCCCCAUAAACAGAUGUCCAAUCUCUCUGGACUAUAUCAAUAAGCAGGAAAGAUACAAAACAUAAGGCACAGAGCCCCACCAAAGAUUUCUCCAAUUUCCCGAAACAUUUUUCAGUCUAUGGAGCAUAAAAAUUUAGCGCUGAGAUUUUAACUUGCAGUCCAAGAAGAGAAAUGUUAGAUUUUCAUGGAUUAGGGAUUGCAUGCUGAAGGUACAAUCUGAUGGGCAUUUAGCUCACUGUUUGGUCUGCUUCAGGGGCAGGUUGAUUUAUUCCUUUUUGUACUGAUCAUGCCAUGUAAUCACUGGAGUCAACCAGACCAUCCCCAGAGCAUUCCUACUUGCAUCUUUCUGGGUCCUUGUCAGGGUCUUCUAUUUUUUGAUGCAGUUAUGAUUGCUCCAUUUUGGUUCAUUUCCAGCGUGUGUGAUGAUUAUAAAUGAACCAAAGCUAGAUUCUGGGUAUCAAGGCUCUUUCUGCUAUCAAUCUGCUAUAUUGUGAAGCAGCUUAAGAAAACAGCCGCUUCAGGAUAUUGGUGAAUUAAACACUUCCACUACUCCUCCAUUGUACCUGGCAUUGGAUUUGGCUAAGAGCAGGUUCUUGACCUGAUUUUUAAGAAAAAAAAAUCAAAGUAAAAACCCUCAUUGUCCCUUCCUCUCUCCUCCCUCUUCUGGCAGGCAGUUUUCAAAUUUUAUUUUUAUAUAAGCGAUACAGUGCAUCUGUGCUGCACUAGCGGAAUCUUUUUUUAAAAGUUCCUCUGACACUCUAUGGAAGAGCAGAGGAAGUGUUCAAUUUGUCAAUAUAAUGAAGUAUCUCUCUUUUUAAGCCAUUUCACAAUAUGGCAAAUUGACAGCAGAAGAAGCCAGAACAUAUAGAUUUGAUUGAGGUCUGGUAUGCUAUACAGAGGUGACAAUCACACCAAAUGGCAUAGCGGACCUCUACCAAACACCAGUCCAUCAUAUUUAGCUGACAACAGCCCACUCCAAAACAGUUUGUGUAGACAAGUCCUUACAAAUCUGAUGCUAUGACCUGUUAGGAUGGUGUCGCAAGUAAUAGUAAAGGCUACUCCAGUGUAGCUAUAAGGGAGCACAUUUAAGCAUCUUUGUGGUAGUGCUAGGUUCCAGUUGCACCAAUAUUUCUGGUGCAAUAGCAGCAUGUUGGUAAUCGCUUUUAGAGUCAAGGAAAUCUCUCUCUCUCUUUUUGCCCUUUUCUCACACUCUGAGUUUGUGAACCAUGGUGAAUUCU